AUGGAGUCAUCUUUGAUGCCUAGAAUGAGUCCGAAGCAAGAAACUCACAUGACAAGAGGCUGGCUUAGAGGACAUGGCCAUCGACACCGGUUGCCGCUCAUCCACAAGACCCAGCCACAGCCAACAGCCCCGAUCGAACCCGCAGACACCCAGCAAGAUCAUAAGGAAGAUGUCGACGAGGUAGAUGAGUUUUGCCAAGUCAUCCAAUGCUAUUCGAACGAGACAAAGAGUAGUAGUGAGCCCAACGGCGGCCAUGGAAGAGAAAGGUUCGAUAUAUACGGCGCGCACAGCUGGAAAGAGGUAGUUAGUAUCGUCCAAGCGGUUGAGAAAGACUACAAACACAGCGCCACUGGCUGGAAGGGGGCUGCGAGAUGGGCCUUUCGCAAACUCGGUGAGCAUGCAGAGGACUUCAACCCUUGGUUGGACCUUUUGCCCGAUGACAAGUACUUUAGCAUUGCUUGUGGUGGACUCAAGAUAAUACUUGGGAUGGCAGCGCGAAGAAGCGAACAGCGGGAGGUUAUUCUUGCAUUCUUUGCUGAAAUUCCAGAAAUUAUCUUCUGGACCGAUCGCUACCAUUCUCUUUUCCAGGACGAGGAGGGUUUGAAGUCCUACCUGUACGAGUUCUAUCUCGCUCUCCUGGCCAGAAUCCAGGGAAUGAUUGCAGCGUUGGUGGAUGUAUCACUGUGGAAAAAGAUUAUCUCUGGUCUGAGUGUCAAGAAUGCAGACAAGUCGCUUGGACACGUCAACCAACGCUUCACGCGGGCCAGGACCCAGCUCGACAAACAUCUCCAAUUCGUGCGCGAUCGGCUGCAAGUGGAUACAAACCAACGAGUCGUUUCUAUAAAGCCGAUCGUGGACGGUCUGGCAACAGGGCAGAAAAAAGUGAUUCAGCAAAAUUCAGAUCUGCGAAAUGACAUGCGCGAGGGCAUAAGUCGACUGGAAAGGCGGUUGAAACCAUGGGGCAUUGUCGCGGAGCAGAUGGAGCAGGUCCUUCAAAAUGAGUUGCAGAAAGCGCAGUGGCGGAUUAACCGGGAGAACAUACAACGAGAGAAUCGGCAGUGGCAGAUUAUGCGCCAAGGGUAUCCCAGAAGCGACCUCUACUUCUUCCUUCGCUUGGAUGAGCAGGACGUGCGGCAGCAGCUUAUUCAAGAUCUCGAUGAUACGGGUCGCGAUGGACAAGAUAUUGAUAUGGUUGCUCAAACCCACGCUCAACAACUUCUCCGUAUGCCACAAUUUCAAGAUUGGAUCCGGUCUGACCAGCCAGACAUGCUCCACGUCGACGGAAACUGUGACACCUAUGCUAUGGCGAGAUGUUCUCCAUUCAGUCUCCUUUGUUGCGUACUUGCCAAUGAGCUACUACAGCAACCGCAAGCCCAGGUUCUAUUCUUCUUCUGCGGAAUGCACAACCUGGCUGGGGAGCCCAUGGCAGGGCCGGUAGGUCUUGUCAAAUCGCUCAUCAUACAACUGCUCCUGGAUAGGGACGACAAAUAUGAUCUCCUUUUCCUGACCAUUGGGCGGAGAGAAGAAGCGUUGUAUCAAAAUGAUCUUCCCUCUCUGUGUGAGACAUUUAGGGAAAUGCUGGUCCAAAACCCCUCCGCUGCUCUAUUCUGCAUCAUCGACGGUGCAUCGCUCUUCGAGGUGCGAGAAUGGCAUGAAGAGAUGGAGUAUGUUGUUCAGCAGUUGUUCAACCUAACGACUGAUCCGGACAUUGCAACGGUGUUCAAGGUACUUAUUACGAGCCCGGGUAUUAGCCGACUCGCAAGUGGUGUGCCUCAAGAAUGUCGCUUGUAUGUGCCAGAAACCAACGAGAGAAUCUCGGAUGCAGGCUUGCGGAGCCCAGAGGCAUUUCAAGACGAAGUUUAUCGCCGUCGAGAGGACUUGGCAGAUACUGCAGGGAAAUAUGAGGUCAACCCAUAUGAGGCAAUGUACAAGGUGGACAUGUACAGUGAGGAAUAUGAGUAG
Molecule: messenger RNA, 1962 nt
Organism: Aspergillus luchuensis
Lineage: Eukaryota; Fungi; Ascomycota; Eurotiomycetes; Eurotiales; Aspergillaceae
Exons: 5
Coding region: 1-1962 (653 amino acids)
Source: RefSeq, a predicted model, not a curated record